Molecule: messenger RNA, 3977 nt
Organism: Anolis sagrei ordinatus
Lineage: Eukaryota; Metazoa; Chordata; Lepidosauria; Squamata; Anolidae
Product: UDP-GlcNAc:betaGal beta-1,3-N-acetylglucosaminyltransferase 8
Cellular component (GO): Golgi membrane
Molecular function (GO): protein N-acetylglucosaminyltransferase activity
Source: RefSeq, a predicted model, not a curated record
AUGCCCCACCCUUUUCCUUCCUUGCACUGGGUUUGUGCGUGUGUGUGCGUUGGGAGCAGCAGAAACUGUUGGCUGUGUGUUUGGUCGUGCUUUAAAACACUUGUUUUUGUUCUCCAAAAAAAGGAGAAGCUUAGUUUGGAGUUUCAGGUUCUGCAAAAAAGAAAGUGGGCAGUUGAGUUCCUGCCUUCGGGUGUCAAGGAUGUGCGCCUGGAGUGUAUUUGUGUGCCUUUCUGUGUGAGGACACCCACAUUGCUUGGAGCGGGAAGAGAGAGAAAGCAAGCAAGAGAGGAAAGGCAGAGUGAGAAAAACAGUCCAUUGCAAGAGGAGAGAGGAGAAGAAAUACCCUUUGCUUGUGCCAAUUUAAGGAAGAAGAGGAUGAGAGGCUCACGAUGCCUCACAGUGGCCACUGCUCUUCUGACGCUAGUAGCCCUCAAGGCCUAUAUAGAGUGGACUGCUGAAGAGGAGGAGCGCUUCCCAACUCCCCACGGAGCCAGUUGGCACAGCAACUCCAUCACAUCUGCCCAGCCCUCAAAAGAGUCACUGGUAUUCACCCCACAACACUUCAAUGCUUCCAUGCAACAGCUACGGCAAAGCAUCCCAAGGGCCAACGCUUACUGGAAUGAGAAACAGCAUCGUAUCUUUCGGAUCCUGGAAGGUGACUUGGAAAGCAAUGCUUCACGGGAUGAAUGUUUGGGUUCCGGAGCUGCAGACAGAGCGUCCAAGAUCAAAGACUUUGGUUCCUACUCGGAGCUUUACAGGAACUUCAUUCUGUACGACGAAUGCCGGACUUUUCCGCUCUUGAUCAACCAGCCCACCAAGUGCACCCGAGUUGGCAAGAACCACACUUUCUUGCUCUUAGCCAUCAAAUCUUUGCCUGGAAACUUUGCUGCCCGCCAGGCUGUGCGGGACACGUGGGGACAGGAGGGUGCCCCUGGCGGGUUACCCGUCCGCACCGUUUUCUUGUUAGGCACGGCCCAGGGCCGUUCUGGACCUCGCUUGCAACAUCUAGUGGAGUACGAGAGCCAGCUUUUUGGGGACAUCUUGAUGUGGGACUUUGAGGACACCUUCUUCAACUUGACCCUGAAGGACAACCUCUUCCUCAGCUGGACGCUGGAGUACUGCCGAGAUGUCAGUUACAUUUUGAAAGGGGACGAUGACGUUUUUAUCAACACACCCAAGGUCUUGGACUACUUGGGGACUUUAGAUGCUCAACAACCACUGUACAUGGGGCAAGUGAUGGCAAAUGCUUCGCCGUUCCGCAUCCGCAAGAGCAAGUACUAUGUGCCGGAAUCGUACUACGUGGGUCCUUACCCGUCCUAUGCCGGAGGUGGUGGCUACAUCUUCUCUGGAUCAUUAGCCCGGUGGCUCCACUUCGUAUCUCGGCACAUAGCCUUCUACCCUAUCGAUGAUGUUUACACAGGGCUCUGCUUUCGAGCCUUGGGCAUCCGCCCCGAGACUCACCCAGGCUUCCAGACUUUUGAUAUUGCAGAGAAGGACCGCGAGGACCCUUGUGUACACAGCAGGUUGCUCUUGGUGCAUCGACGUAGCCCUCAGCAGACACUUCAGCUCUGGAAACGAAUCAUGGACUCAGAACUCAAGUGCUGAAGGGAGUCAGGACUAGCAGACCUCUGAGUGUGGAGGUUCCAGGAGCAAUGGGAAGCAGAGGCAGGAGUGGCAUGCCUUCUGCAUCCCAAAUGGGUUUCUGCUAUGCAUCCUGCAUGUGGCAGGGGCUUGAGCAUGACCUCCUUAAAUUACAGACUUGGAGACAGUGAAUAUGUGAACUCCAGUGACUAAGGAAUGGCCAUUACUUCCAUGCCCAACUCACAAGCUCCUCAGAACCAGUUGGGUUGGAAACAAAAGCACUAAAAGGCUGGGCCAUUUCAGUUGGCCUCUUCUUAACUUUGUGCUCAGGGAACCAUUGAUCCACUCUGGCAGGGAAGAAAGGGAGGAAGUGUGUUAAGUAGGUUGUUGGGUGAUGUUUGGAAAAGGGGAUGAAUACGUCACCAUUUUCUUAACAGGAUUACUGGAAGGGAAAAUGACUAGAGCUUAGUUCAGAACUCCCAAUUGGCAUCAGUCAUGAACCACUGGCAGUAUGUCCAACUGAAAUGGACUUCAAAGUUGAGGAACUAUUUGAUAUCUUGGCAAAGAACUGCCCUUUAUGGAUCAAGGCUGGAAUUGGAUCAAAUCUACCCCUUUGGGUUUCCCAUUGACUGUGUCCACUUCUCCAUGACACCAUCAUUGGAUGAUUUGCCAUCUUUGGGCUGUCCUUUCCCCCACAAAAUAUGAAAGGUUCUUCCAUAAAAUGUUCUCACUGGCAUUUAAGAGCUUUCAGCUGAAUUAUGAUGGCAUUUUUAGUUUUGGCCUACUAUGGAAAUGUGGACCUCCUGGUGGCGCAGCGGGUUAAACCGCUGAGCUGCUGAACUUGCUGCCUGAAAGGUUGGCAGUUCGAAUUUGGGGAGUGGGGUGACUCCUGCUGUUAGCCCCAGCUUCUGCCAACCUAGCAGUUUGAAAACAUGCAAAUGUGAGUAGAUCAAUAGGGAAGGUAAUGGUGCUCCAUGCAGUCAUGCUGGCCACAUGAUCUUGAAGGCAUCUAUGGACAACACUGCCUCUUGGGCUUAGAAAUGGAGAUGAGCACCACACUCCAGAGUGUGACACGACUGGACUUAAUGUCAGGGGAAACCUUUACCUUUACUAUAGGAAUGCAUACUGGCAAACUUCUCUGAAAUUGAAUUCAAGCCUUAAAUUAGGUUUUCCAAACUUCAAGUAAGUUUUUCAGUAGAUUGUUCUUCAUUUAAGAUGGCUUCUCUGGAUGUUGUUGAGAUUACAAUUCCCUACUGCCUUUGCCAAUGCAGCCAAUAUAUGGGAGUCCUACAACAUCUGGAGUUUGGCACAACCUCUGUACUUAAACCCAAUCUUGUGUCUUUCAAGGAGAAGCAUUUGCCGGCAUGUGCUUUAAAAUGUAAGUUAGUACAUCUAAAACCAAACAGAGAGCCAUGGAGGACAGCAAUGGCAGCUCAAGGUUAGGAAUGUUGUUUCCCCCCAGAUUUUGAAGGCAGUCCUAAACAUUUUCUCAGGUCUUCCUGGCUGAAAUGUGAAAGGAUUUAUAAUACAUCCUUAUGACUUCCAUUGCUAAACUCAGCCAGGUUUGAAGCUUUGUAGUCCCACUUCCUUUCAAGUCAUAACAUUUCAGGUACUUUCAAAGAAUGCUUGCUGUGAAAACUUUCAACCAUUCAGUAGAAGUGUGAGUCAAUGGAAACUUUAAUCUAUUGUUGAAGGCUUUCAUGGCUGGAAUCACUGGGUUGCUGUGAGUCUUCUGGGUUGUAUGGCCACGUUCCAGAAGCAUUCUCUCCUGACAUUUUGCCCAGGCAUUCUCAGAGGUUGUGAGGUCUGUUGGAAACUAGGCAAGUGAGGUUUAUAUAUUUGUGGUAUGUCCAGGGUGGGAGAAAGAACUCUUGUCAUUGGAGUACAUGCCCCUUUCCCCCGGUGUGGGAAAGCUUGAUUCCACAACCAUCACUAUAAUGAGCCCUCCUCUGCAAAUAAUCUCUUUCUUAUCUCGCCUGAGUUUUAAUCAGUCUCUCUUUUAACCAUUACAUGUAGCCCGCCCAUUGUCGUUGUGAUUGUGCCUAUUGUAAUUCUAUAUUGCUAUGUUUUUACAUGUUUUAUGUAAUUAUGUUGUUGUCGUUUAUUGUUUGCGUUUUCGGUUUUAUUUUAUUGUAAUUUGCUGUUUGGGCUUGGCCUCAUGUAAGCCGCUCCGAGUCCCCAUCGGGGAGAUGGUGGCGGGGUAUAAAUAAAGAUUAUUAUUAUUAUUAUUAUUAUUAUUAUUAUUAUUGUCUGUUUGAGGCAAGUGUGAAUGUUGCAACUGGCCAGCUUGAUUACCAUUGAAUAGCCUUGCAGCUUCAAAGCCUGGCUGCUUCCUAAACUGGGCUCUACAGGCUAAUUGAGAUUCGAUCACAGACAUCAGAAGAGCUGCAAGACCA